AUGAGGACUCACCUUCCAAAGGCUGCUCCUCCGCUCACCAGUACUGUCCGCCACGACGUAUACCGCGAAAUCGACCCUCGCCAGGCUCUCGCCGACGCCGCGAAGGGUCUCUCCGUGCUCGUGACCGGCUCGGGGCGCGGUGUAGGGCGAAGCGAAGCACUCGCUUUCGCUCAAGCAGGGGCUAGCAAGGUGGUCUUGACGAGUCGCAGCAAGCAGCAACUGCAGGAGGUCAGGCAGGCUAUCGGGUCUCUCGGAAAGGGCGUCGAGGUUGUGAUGGUGGAGUGCGACUUGACGGAUCCAACAAGCGUCGACAAGUUGUUCGAGGAGGCGGGAGACGUCGACGUCCUCGUGAACAACGCCGGCUACCUCGAGCCUUGCGUCCCGAUCCGCGACUCGAACCCCGACGACUGGAUGCGCACCCAGCGGAUCAACAUCGAGGGCACUUUUCUUGCGACUCGAGCAUUCCUGCGUUCGGCGGCGACGAAAGGCUGGCUCGACUCAGCGUCCGCCAAGAAGCUGUGCGUGAUCAACACGAGCUCUAUUGGGAGUGCAGGCACGCGCCCUGGUUUUAGUAGCUAUCAGCCCGGCAAGACGCAGAUUAAUCGCUUUACAGAGUUCCUACACUUCGAAGAGCCCUCUGUCAGGAUGUUCGCGAUGCAUCCUGGCGGUGUCAUGACGAAGCUUGCGCGCGACUCGAUGCCUCCAGACACCCACGGCUUAUUAAACGACACCCCCGAGCUCGCCGCAGGCUUCGCAGUCUGGCUCGCUACGCAAAGCGACGCCGACUUCCUGCGCGGACGCUACGUCUCCGCCAAUUGGGACGUCCGCGAGCUACUGGCAAAGAAGGGCGAGAUCGUCGAGGGGAACCUGCUAUGGACGAGGGUCGUGGGGCAGGAGCAGGUGAUGCCUAACACAAGUCAGGUGCACAUCGCGUAA
Messenger RNA from Rhodotorula toruloides NP11, 936 nucleotides. Its product is annotated as short-chain dehydrogenase/reductase SDR family protein. The coding region runs from base 1 to 936 and encodes 311 amino acids. The transcript has 5 exons. The record is from RefSeq and is a predicted model, not a curated record. Gene Ontology annotation, molecular function: oxidoreductase activity. NCBI's taxonomy places the organism in Eukaryota, Fungi, Basidiomycota, Microbotryomycetes, Sporidiobolales, Sporidiobolaceae. Gene Ontology annotation, cellular component: cytosol.